AUGCUAGGCUCUGGCAAAUCGAGCGGCGUGGUGAACGAGGCCAGCAACUUCAAGGCCAAUGAGAACCUUACCGCCACUAUAGAGCAGAUGAAUUCGAAGGCGUAUCGCCAGAGCCGUGACAUGAACGACGUCAUCCCGACGCAUCGUCGCCCGGUUGAGGAAGCCGUACGCGACAACGGUGUCCCAGCGUAUGACCCAGCUUCGGAGAAGCACGCAGAGAGGGUGGAGCGUGGCAAUGCGGCGGAUGCCGAGGACGACGACGAGGAUGCUGAGCUGAUGGAGCUUCGCCGGAUGCGUCUGCAGCACAUGCGAACCAAUCAAGAGAAGCAGGCAGAGUGGCGCAGCAAGCAGCACGGAGAGUACCGCGAAAUCUCACAAGAUGACUUCUUCAACAUCGUCGUGCGCGAGAAGGGUGGAAGCGAACGGGUGUGCGUGCACUUCUACCACAAAGACUUUGAGACCUGCAAGGUGAUGGACCGCUACCUGUCGGAGCUGUCACGCACCCUGCUACCCGUGAAGUUUGUGAAGAUCGACGCCGAGCGCUCACCCUUCCUGGUGGAGCGGCUGCACGUGACGACGCUGCCGCACUGUGUGAUCUUCCUGAACGACGUGUGCAUUGAUCGAAUUGUUGGCUUUGAGGGGUGUGCGACAGAGGACGGCGCCCUCGACGCGAACCUGCUGCGGGAGCGCAUUGUCCACACACUCAAGCUCGAGGGCGACGAGUAG
Messenger RNA from Leishmania braziliensis MHOM/BR/75/M2904, 726 nucleotides. RefSeq lists its product as hypothetical. The transcript has a single exon. NCBI's taxonomy places the organism in Eukaryota, Euglenozoa, Kinetoplastea, Trypanosomatida, Trypanosomatidae. Gene Ontology annotation, cellular component: cytoplasm. The coding region runs from base 1 to 726 and encodes 241 amino acids. The record is from RefSeq and is a predicted model, not a curated record. Gene Ontology annotation, biological process: microtubule cytoskeleton organization.